Oldenlandia corymbosa var. corymbosa is the source of this 2934-nucleotide messenger RNA. The record is from the annotation of a GenBank genome assembly. Lineage: Eukaryota; Viridiplantae; Streptophyta; Magnoliopsida; Gentianales; Rubiaceae.
CUCAUAACCAAACCCAAAAAUCAUAAUUAUAUAUAUAUAAAAAAAACAAUUAAAAAAAAAACCCGAAGAAAAAUUAAAAACAGAACCUCAAAUUCCCCUCCAAAAUUAACAGUCAAAAAACAAAAACAUACGAACAAAUCAAAGCCCAAAGAAUCCUCAAUUUUGACAAAAAAACAUAACUCCAAACUCCCUUUUCUCCGGGAGGCGGCCAUUAGCUGCGACGGCGUUUUUCCUCUUCCGGAAGCUGAGAAUUUGCCCCGGCGAUGGCCGUAUCAAGCGCAUUUGCUGCCGCAAAGCUGGAGACUUUGUUGGUGAGUAAUACGUCGUCGUCGUCCGCGUCUCCGAUGGCGGCGGCUUCCCCUGCCCAAAUUGGGUUGUUUUGCAAGCCAGCUCGAGCCGCCAGGCGUUCUUCUUUGGUAAUUCAGAGGGGUUUCGGCGGAAUUCCUUCCGUUCGAUGCGAGGUUUCGUCCGAUGUUUCGGUUGAGGUUUCCGACAAAAUGGAGUUUAGUACCACCAACGCGGCGGCUUCUUCUUCCUCUGCCUCGGCUUCCAGCUUAUCGGCUCUUGAGCAGCUCAAGACCUCAGCUGCUGACAGAUAUACGAAAGAAAGAAGUAGCAUUGUUGUCAUUGGACUCAGCAUCCACACCGCCCCGGUUGAAAUGCGAGAGAAACUUGCCAUCCCAGAGGCAGAAUGGCCUAGAGCGAUUGGCGAGCUGUGUGGUUUAAAUCAUAUUGAAGAGGCAGCUGUUCUUAGUACCUGUAACAGGAUGGAGAUAUAUGUUGUUGCUCUUUCCCAGCAUCGUGGUGUUAAAGAAGUGACUGAAUGGAUGUCAAAGACCAGCGGUAUCCCUGUUUCGGAGAUUUGCAAGCACCGUUUUCUACUUUAUAACAAGGAUGCCACACAGCACAUCUUUGAAGUAUCAGCAGGAUUGGAUUCUUUGGUUUUGGGGGAAGGACAAAUCCUUGCUCAGGUCAAACAAGUUGUCAAAGUUGGCCAGGGUGUUGUGGGUUUCGGUAGGAACAUCAGUGGACUAUUCAAGCACGCAAUAACUGUAGGAAAGAGGGUUAGAACUGAAACAAAUAUUGCAGCUGGUGCAGUUUCUGUCAGUUCAGCUGCUGUAGAAUUGGCUUUAAUGAAGCUUCCAGAAGCCUCUCAUGCCACAGCUAGAAUGUUGGUAAUUGGAGCAGGAAAGAUGGGUAAGCUUGUGAUUAAGCACUUGAUUGCUAAAGGAUGCACAAAGAUGGUUGUUGUAAACAGGAGUGAAGAAAGAGUUGCUGCCAUUAGAGAGGAGAUGAAGGAUGCUGAAAUUAUCUAUAAGCCUCUUAAUGAAAUGAUGGAAUGCGCUGCCCAAGCAGACGUUAUUUUUACCAGCACGGCAUCAGAACUUCCAUUAUUUAUGAAGGAGCAUGUGAUGGAUCUUCCACAUGUUGAUCCAAGUGUUGGAGGUUUGAGGCUUUUUGUUGACAUAUCUGUUCCCAGAAACGUUGGAGCAUGUGUUAAUGAGGUUCAGGGUGCUCGAGUAUACAAUGUGGACGAUCUUAAGGAGGUUGUGGCUGCUAACAAAGAGGACCGUCUCAGGAAAGCAAUGGAAGCGCAGGCAAUCAUAGCUGAAGAAUCUAAACAAUUUGAAGCUUGGCGUGAUUCCUUAGAGACAGUUCCUACUAUCAAGAAACUGCGGGCCUAUGCCGAGAGACUUAGGACAGCUGAACUGGAGAAAUGCUUGUCAAAGUUGGGUGACGAUAUCCCAAAGAAGACAAGAAGGGCUGUUGAUGACCUUAGCCGAGGUAUAGUUAACAAACUUCUUCAUGGUCCCAUGCAGCAUUUGAGAUGUGAUGGCAGUGACAGCCGGACAUUAAGCGAGACACUCGAGAACAUGCAUGCUCUCAACAGAAUGUUCAGCCUUGAAACAGAGAUCUCUGUGUUGGAACAAAAGAUCCGAGCCAAGGUUGAGCAAAAUCAAAAGUAAGCUUCCUCAACAGUUUUUCCAAUUUUUUUUGGCGGUGCCAUAUGUCAAAAUAAGAGGGGAACUCAGAUUUUCUUCAGGUGGCGCUACUGUACAUUUUUCCUUUGUAAUAGAUGAAAGCUCCUGGGGGGAUCUUUCUCGGCUAUUGUUUGUGAUGUAUAUGGGAAUACUUCUAAUUGCGGAUUUCUCAUGUGUAUUGAGUCUCCUCAUAUGGAAAAUGUAUAAUGUUAUGCAGUUAUUAUCACAUGUCACUGAUGUAAAACAAACCACGAUUACCUGCUUGUAGCAUGUUAUGUACUCUGCUAAUUGUAUCGAUAGUGAAGUUUUACUUUAUUUUGCAUUUUAAGGUCUCUUUUUGUUUUUGAUUGUUGCUAAUAGGUUCUGUUCUGGUAUAUACUGCCUAUUCUAAUCUGCAUGCAUCCCUUGACCGAGAGCAGAAGCUAGUCUAAGGGGAGAUAGAUGACCUAGUCUUCUUCAUGUACUCUGAUCAACUUGAAGAUCUGUGUAGUUUAAGCAUAUAGAUUCUUACUCCACUGAACAUAUCAUACCUGAUCAGUUGGUGUUGGCAAAUAAUAAGCAUCCAAAUAACCGAAGAUUUCAUUCAAAGAAACCAUUGUCAUGCACCGCAAUUUUCUUCCGGAAGGUGUAUUUUGGAAGUCUUUCGGACCAAAAUGUAACGUGGAUCUCUUUCGGCCUCAAGUUUCUUGGGAGCUUCUGAGUCAUAGACGAUUAGAUGAACAAUCAUUGAGAAAUUGCUCGCAGAGCGUGAUGUAAAGUGAUGAAAUCAAAUUGUUGUUCAUUGUCCUUGGCAUUGUUGGUAUUGCUGUUAUAGAGCAGAUUAGCAGAAGCAAGAACAUCAUACACAAUUACACAUAAAGAGAAUUUACAUGAAGCCAGUACAGGAAUGAUUAGAAUGCUAUACAAUCACAAAUUUGUGUUAGAGUUGUCUUCUUUUCGUUUCCUUCAUUAA